AAAUCCAUCUUUGCUCGGGGAUUUUCAGGGAUUCCAGGAUCCAAUGGCAUACCAGGAAUGCCGGGAAUUCCUGGGUCCCCGGGGUUGCAAGGACAACAGGGAAAAGAUGGAGCCAAGGGAGAGCCUGGUGCCAAGGGACCAAGAGGCAUGACAGGGACAAGAGGAGAAAAAGGAAAUCAAGGGUCACGUGGUAAAAAUGGUGCACCUGGAAUGAUGGGAAUAAAAGGAGAUAAAGGCAAUGAAGGGUCACAUGGUAGCAGUGGCCCGCCAGGAAUGAAGGGUGUGAAAGGAGAACUGGGGCCUAAGGGAGAGAAAGGAGAAAGUGUGAAUAGUGCAGUGUCACAGACCAACUGGAAACAGUGUGUGUGGAAAAAAGAUGAUGGUAGAGAAAGUGGAAAGAUCAAGGAUUGCUCAUUUAACAAGCUGCAGUCUGAUACAGCCAUUAAAGUCUCAUUCCAAGGAAAUAUGAGAGUCUCUGGCAGUAAUAAAUGUAACCGGUGGUUCUUCAAGUUUAAUGGAAAUGAAUGCAGUGGACCAAUGACAAUUGAAGCUGUUGUGUAUAGCUAUUGGCCAUCUGGGAGUCCCAAUCUGCAUUAUCACAGAUCACUUGAGGGAUACUGUGAAAACAUCCUACAGGGCAGGGUUAAUGUGGAAUUAUGGGUAGGAAAGUGUUCCAGUGGCCAUACACAAGGUAAUGCUCACACUGGAUGGCAAUCAGUAUCCCGGAUAAUGAUAGAAGAAGUGUCUAGAGCCCAGCCCUAG
Molecule: messenger RNA, 762 nt
Organism: Stylophora pistillata
Lineage: Eukaryota; Metazoa; Cnidaria; Anthozoa; Scleractinia; Pocilloporidae
Source: RefSeq, a predicted model, not a curated record